Cotesia congregata is the source of this 372-nucleotide messenger RNA. Lineage: Eukaryota; Metazoa; Arthropoda; Insecta; Hymenoptera; Braconidae. The record is from the annotation of a GenBank genome assembly.
GCAGUAAUUCCGGGCCGGAAAAAAUCCAUCAAAAUGGUUGCACAAAAGAAACAGAAAAAAGCUAUGGAGAGCAUCAACUCCAGACUUGCUCUUGUCAUGAAGUCUGGAAAGUACGUCUUGGGAUACAAGCAGACCAUCAAGUCUCUUAGACAAGGAAAAGCUAAGCUUGUAAUUAUUGGAAACAACACUCCACCUCUAAGAAAAUCUGAAAUCGAGUACUACGCUAUGCUUGCCAAAACCGGAGUUCACCACUACACGGGUAACAACAUUGAACUUGGUACAGCUUGUGGAAAGUACUUCAGAGUAUGUACUUUGUCCAUCACUGACCCAGGAAAUUCGGACAUUAUUAAAUCCAUGCCAACUGCUGAAUAA